CCCUCCCCGUGCUCCCGGUCCGGUCCCGGUGUUCAUCCCGUUGAGCCACCCGGUCCGGCCCGGUGGGGACAAAAGAUGAAACCGGCUAUUCGAGCUGCCCUCCCCCGCGUCCUGGGAUCGCUCCCUCCUCUGUCUGCGCAACCUCCCGCGGCGGGAUGGGACCCCCGAGAGAACCGGGUCCGCUGGUGCUGGCAGCGGACGGCGGCCAAACGCCCCGGUUGGAAGCGGCGGCGGCUGUGGUGAAGGAGAGAUGCGGGGCCACAGCACCGGGAGUGGGGCGGGCGGAACCCCCCGGCUCUGGGCGCUGCCCCCGCCGCUCUCCUGCCUCCCGCCGCUGCGGUUUCGAUUUCGGUUCCCGGAAGGAUCGCGCUGAAGCCGCAGCGGCCGCAGGGACUGGACCCGCCGGCGCCGGACACCGGGGAGCAGCGGGGUGGGGGUAGCGCCGAGCACCGUGGCGGGCACCGGCCACCCGCCGCCACUGGGGAUGCAGGGUAAAGCAGCCAUCAGCUCUCCCAGCUCUGUUAUCACAGCUUCGAUACCAGCUCCACUCCAGGCCAGGCACCCACCCACCAGUGAGGGAGAGAUCUUCACACUUCCAGGCAGGCUGAGAAUCCAGCCCUCCCUGUGGAGCAAGGACGACGUGAUCCACUGGCUAAGAUGGGCUGAGACAGAGUUUUCCCUUCGGCCAGCUGAUGAAAGCAAGUUUGAAAUGAACGGCAAAGCCCUGUGCAUCCUCACCAAGGAUGACUUCAGAUAUCGAGCUCCGAGCUCAGGUGAUGUGCUAUACGAAAUACUCCAGUACAUAAAGACUCAACGCAGAGCUCUGGUGUGCAGCCCUUUGCUGAACUCACCCUUCAGAGAAGCCAGGAGCACAGAGAAAGGGACAGGCUGUAGUGCUGAGGCUGCUCCAAUUGCUGUUUCCUCCUGCCUGGGUUGUGCAGAACAGCCCAUGUCCUGCAGCUAUGAAGGGCCACUGAACCUCUCCUAUCACAGCUCAGAGGGCAGCUGCAGGGCAGAUGCCAUCUGCUCUUUUCCUACAACCCUGUCAGCCCCAGUGGAUGGGAGAAUUGCAGACUGCAGGUUGCUGUGGGAUUAUGUGUACCAGCUCCUCUCCGACAGCCGCUAUGAGCCUUACAUCAAGUGGGAAGAUAAGGAAGCCAAGAUCUUCCGGGUUGUGAACCCAAGUGGGCUUGCCCAGCUCUGGGGCAACCACAAGAACCGGAUGAACAUGACAUACGAGAAGAUGUCACGAGCGCUCAGACAUUACUACAAACUCAACAUCAUCAGAAAGGAGCCAGGGCAGAAGCUGUUGUUCAGGUUUUUGAAGACUCCUGGGGAGAUCAUCCAUGAGAAAUCCAGUAAGCUGGAGCAGCUGGAGAGCGAGGACCAGGAAGACUUGAAAGAAGACCCACUAGAGGUUUCACCCUAGGAAGUCAUUGAUGGUGGCACUUGCAGUGCAUCACAGACCUCUGCUCUGCUGGGAUGUGCUGGUGUCUCUGGCAUCUCCUGGGCACAAGGCCACAGAGCUGCUGCUGCAUUUCAAAACCUGCCCUGAGCCAAAGCAGUGACAUCUCUGCUUGCUUCUCUUCUGUCCUUUAGGGAGGAAGCCUGACAUUUUUGCUGUGUAAAUUUGAAUGCUUGUCUUUAAGCUUCAAACUUGCUGGUAAAGACCAUUCUUGAAGCGAGAUGUGCUGAGUAGAGAGCAUUGGAGCACAUGCUUUGGGUUGAGCACCUACCCAAGUGCUUUUGCAGCGAGUGGUGGCCCGGAGCCUGAACACACUGCUCUGGAUCUGAGCCACUUCCCCAGUUUGAGAAUGGACUUCCACUGCAGAAAUUGCAGUCUCACUGUCCUGUGAGGUUGCUCCUGUGGUUAAGGGUGGGAUUGUGCUGAACCAUCUGCUUGGAUCAGGCCUGGCUGGAGCUCCAGGCUGCAUGGAUGCCCUAAGCUGGGUCUCCUUUUAACUCCUUUCCCUCCUUAUAUUGCUGUUUAUAAGUAAUAAUAUAUUGCUGUGAGUAAGUAAUGUGAAGAGAAACACGGCCAGUAAUGAAUACUACUCAUGGUCAGAAAUGUGGUUAUUUGCUUUGAGUCGAAAGCAGGAAUUCCAGCCCCCCCCCAGCACUGUCAGUGCCCUGCGAGGAACAAUCGUGUGUGUGAAAUCCCAAAAUAGCCACUAAUAUUUUCAGAUGGUUUUUCAUUGAGCAAAUAAAACCAUGACUGUUUAAGGUUGAAAA
Molecule: messenger RNA, 2232 nt
Organism: Strigops habroptila (Kakapo)
Lineage: Eukaryota; Metazoa; Chordata; Aves; Psittaciformes; Psittacidae
Gene: ETV7
Product: ETS variant transcription factor 7
Exons: 8
Coding region: 485-1429 (314 amino acids)
Biological process (GO): regulation of transcription by RNA polymerase II; cell differentiation
Cellular component (GO): nucleus
Molecular function (GO): sequence-specific DNA binding; DNA-binding transcription factor activity, RNA polymerase II-specific
Source: RefSeq, a predicted model, not a curated record